Molecule: messenger RNA, 678 nt
Organism: Diceros bicornis minor
Lineage: Eukaryota; Metazoa; Chordata; Mammalia; Perissodactyla; Rhinocerotidae
Gene: CMC2
Product: C-X9-C motif containing 2
Exons: 4
Coding region: 148-387 (79 amino acids)
Cellular component (GO): mitochondrion
Source: RefSeq, a predicted model, not a curated record
GGCUUCGCGGCGAGGAGCCCGGCCGGCUCUGGCCCCCAGGCAGCCGGCCUGUGGGUCGGGCGUCUUCGCUGGUGCAUCCCGCUUCAGCCCGCCCGGUGAGGCCGCGAGUCGGGUUGCUCUGCUGUGCUCCACCACCUUCUCCUAAAGAUGCAUCCUGACUUAUCUCCACACUUGCACACUGAAGAAUGCAACGUCUUGAUUAACUUGCUUAAGGAAUGUCAUAAAAAUCACAGCAUUCUGAAGUUUUUUGGUCAUUGCAAUGAUCUUGAUCGGGAGAUGAGAAAAUGCUUAAAGAAUGAGUACAUGGAAAAGAGGUCCAAGAGCAGGGAGCAUGGCAAUGCGAUGCGAAAGAGACUUUUUAAUCCUCCAGAGGAAUCUGAAAAAUAAAUUAUAUUUUCACUGGAUGCCUUGGCUGAGAGAAGACCUAAAGACUCUUGGUUGAUAACCAAAAGAAUCCUAUCUCAUUUGGUCUCCAGAAUCUUUUGAAUGGAAAGUGACUCAUGAGAAAUCGAGCCAUGGAGAAAUAUGGAAACCCUGGAUUCUGACUAUUUGUUGGACAGAGCCUUUAGUACUCUCUCCUCUACCAACACACCUGGCUUCUAACACGUUUCUUCCCUUUGUCUACAGCCAGUUAACAUUCGAGUAACUUAUCUCCCUCAAUAAAAUAAUUGACUUUAA